AUUGAUACCCUUGUCAUUUGUUUUCAAUCAAUUUGAUGAAAGAGAGAAGAAAGUGACGUAUCCCUUUAUUCUCUUCAUUAUCUUUUGACAAAUUAUGGUUUUGUGCAUGAGAUAGUCCUGCCUGCUGGUGACUAUUCCUUUGCUAAGAAUAACAAGGUAUGUACAAAGUAACCUUGAUCAACUGUGCUCGGAAGGUGGCCUCUCUUCUUAAUCUGAGAGUAGCAUUGAAUGUGAAGGCAACAGCACUGUCCGUUACGUCGUAAAGCUGUAUACUUCUUUCAUCUUAUUGCUAGAUGCUUUUAUAUUUCAAUACAUGAUUAUACAUCAGGAUACAGGUUGGUAUUUUGAUAUUAACUUUACCAGGAAAAAAAAAACAAUUGAGGUUGUUAUACUUGAUUGAUAUCUAUACUGCAUAAGGUAAACUAUACUGACCUCUGAUGGGGUUAAGUGAAGUACGUACGCUACGUACCUCCUUGCAUUGCGAGAACUUACCUUGACCUUCCUUAUCUACUAGGUGCUAGAAGUUCUCAGCUAAACUGAUCUAAUGGUAGGUGCCAAGGUGGUUUGGCAUUGGAGGUAGAAGUUUAAUUUUCUGAUGAUUUUCACCUUAAUCUAUUGGAGGUUAGUAUAGUUGCCAAUAUUAUUACCGUACAAAAGAAGGAUUUUCUCACAAAGAGAAGAUAAUUGUAAAUGAACACCACAAUCAUUUAUUUCAAAGCAAUCUCUGUUAUUAUCAUUCUGCUUUCUUGUUAAUAUUGUUCUCUGAUUAGUACUUGAAUUCAUAUAUUUUAAUCUGACAGGGUCCUCAAGAGUCAAGACUCAAGAGGUUUAGUCUACCUGGCACGCUUCCACCUCAACUGGUGAAACUACAUUACCUUAGAGAAAUUGAUUUGGUUUACAAUUAUCUUAGUGGUACAAUACCAGCAGAAUGGGGUUCAAUGCAGUUAACUUCAAUGUGAGCUCUCUCAAUGUUUUUGAUCAUACAUUACCAAUUAAUUAGAAGGCCUGUGCAGCUCUCUUGUUGUAAAUCGCUUAUCAGGGGAGAUUCCAGUGGAGCUGGCAAAUAUUACCACUCUCAGAUACCUAUAUGGUGAAGAGAAAUACAUGGGAGUGGGCUUCGUGGACCUAUCCCGUGUAUCAUAUCUCUCCUGAGUAAUUUAGAACAGUUGAGGAUUAGUGAUAUAAAUGGAACAGAGCAGGAUUUUCCUAUGUUGAAAAACAUGACUGGCCUAGUCAAAUUGAUACUGAGAAACUGUAACAUUUCUGGAGAGAUCCCUCCUUACCUAUGGACACUGCAGAAACUGGAAAUGCUGGAUCUGAGUUUUAACAAGUUGAUAGGAGAAAUUCCAACAACAAUCAGCUUAAAGCGUUUGAGAUUCCUAUUCUUAACUGGCAACUCUCUGAGAGGAAGUGUACCAGACUCAAUCUUCAUAGAUGGAAGCAAUGUGUUGAGGACUAGCAAAAGAAAAAUCAAAAGGCCAAUAAAGUACAUUAACUACCGGGAUUAUACACGUGGAGAUAUGUAGGAUGCUAUUGAUAGCGUAUCAAAGGCUUCUCAAAGUAAGAUAUCAAAGGCAUUUUUGCAGCAGCCCCCUAUUCAGGAACUAAUUGGAAGGGAUCUUCAUGAUAUAUAAUGAAUGGAAAUUCAGACAUAUUUCGUGGAGGCUUGCAACAACACUAGAGUAAUUGGUACAUGAAGUAGAUCGAGGAAGAUCCCUGCAAAGUUCAUCUUGAAGUAGCUAGAGGAAAAUAACUAACUUGUAAAGCUUAAUUAUCGAUCUUGUAAAUUUUGGUAGAAGCUUCAUUCAUUUUGUAACAUUUAUGAGGAAAAUUAAAGUGUAACAUUUCCUUUUAUAUAAGCUUCAUUCCUUUUUG
This is a messenger RNA of Rosa rugosa (rugosa rose), 1875 nucleotides long. Its product is annotated as probable LRR receptor-like serine/threonine-protein kinase RFK1. The transcript has 10 exons. Gene Ontology annotation, molecular function: protein binding. Lineage: Eukaryota; Viridiplantae; Streptophyta; Magnoliopsida; Rosales; Rosaceae. Bases 1209 to 1526 code for a protein of 105 amino acids. The record is from RefSeq and is a predicted model, not a curated record.